Rodentolepis nana is the source of this 996-nucleotide messenger RNA. The record is from the annotation of a GenBank genome assembly. NCBI's taxonomy places the organism in Eukaryota, Metazoa, Platyhelminthes, Cestoda, Cyclophyllidea, Hymenolepididae.
AUGUUUCGUAAUUUUGUGCUUCUAUUGUGUCUAUCUGUUUCUGUUUUUGGGCAGUUGGAUAGCAUAUACUGUGGCAAGCAAACCUGUUUCGAUGUUCUGGGAGUCUCUCGUGAUGCUGAUACUCCAACAAUUCAAAAGGCCUAUCGAGCCCUUGCCAAAAAGUAUCAUCCCGAUCGUCAUAAGAAUGGAGAUGAACCUCAGUCUGAUGAGAAAUUCCGACUAAUAGCAACAGCCUAUGAAGUUCUUCGAGAUCCUGAACAGAGGCAAGAAUAUGAGUACAUGCUAGACAACCCUGACCAAAUGUACUAUCAUUAUUAUCGAUACUACAAGCGUCGCUACUCUCCAAAGGUCGACGUUCGUAUAGUGUUUGUCAUAUUAAUUAUCGUAUUAUCUACAAUACAGUACGUCAGUCAGAGAACAAAGCAUAGUCAGGCCUUGUCCUACUUAGUUCGUGACCCAAAGUACCGCAAUCAAGCUAAAGAGAAGGCUAUAGCAACUAAACGUUUUCAUAUCGAACGACAAAAAUUUGGACGACGACUUAAUAGAGAUGAAGUUAAAGCCCACGAGGAAGAAGUUAUCCGAACAAUUAUUGCAGAAAAUUUUGAUGUUCGAGGUGAUUGUGGCCCUCCAAGUGUUCGCAAUACUCUAGUUGUACAGCUCAUUUGCUUGCCUUACUAUAUAAUUACCUAUACCUACUGGGCUCUUAGGUGGAUCUUUCUUUUUAAAAUCCUUGGUCACUCUUAUGGUCCUGAAGAGAAAGAAUAUAUCACAAGUUGGCGAUUGGGCUUCAAUCAAAAAAGGUGGGAGAGCCUGGAUGAAGAAAAGAAAGCCUACUUCAAUAGCCUCGAGUUGUGGAAUAAUGAAAAAUUCAAAGCUUAUACUGAAAAGAAGGCCGAAGAGGCUCGAAUUCGAUUGGCUGAGGAUACUAAUCAGAAACGAUAUCGACGAUAUGUGAAGCGAAAUGGUCCUCCCACUGUUGAUUUGGACGAUUUGUAG